AUGUCGUCCAUGCUGAUCAGUUCGGCGGCGGGCAAGAAGGCAGCGCCCAAGGGAGCAGUCCGUCGUCGACCAGCAGCCGCGCCUGGCCCAGCAGCGCCUUCGCAGACCACCCCCAGUGCGCCCACCAGUGUCGCUCCCCAGUCGCCACCGCCUACCGAGCCACCCAUUCAGACGCCGACAGUCGAGGAAUCAGCGCCAACAGAGAGAGUCGAGCUAGCGGAGAAAGAGUCACAGCCUACAUCCGAGCUCCAGCGCGAGCAAACGCAGCAAGAUGCUGUCGAACAGCAACCCGAAGCUGAAGCUAUCCACGAUGCGACCCCUGUCCUAGAGAGGGAAGCCACAUGCGUCAUCCAACCUGCGACUGCCCAGGUAGACAUACAGCAAGAGGCAGAUGCUGCAGAGCCGGAGAAGCAAAGAGAAACGCCAAUUGAGCCGGUCUCUGAUCCCAAGCCAACUCAACAGGCCCCAUCGCAGGAGCCAGUUCAGCAACCAGAUCCACAGCAGAGGGCAGUAGAGGACACUGAGCCAACUCCACAUGUUGUGAAGCCGACAUCCGCGCUGCAACCUGCGUCAGCCGUCAAAGCAACCACGAAGAGAAGCCGUGAUGGGGCUUCUGCAUCAACGACAAGCAGACCAGCGAAAAGAGUCAAGAAGAGCUCGGCAAGAAGCAACGCGAAAGUCCAAGCCGAAGUGCAAGCAGAUGACGGCGCAGCAUCAAGUUCAGCGACGACGCCUGCCGAUACUGGCGACGGCAGCGCUACGCCAGCACCUGUCGACACCCGAAGGACACGAGGAAAGCAACCUGCCAAGAAGGUCACAACCACGCGCACGACUAGAUCGAAGACGAAAAGUGCAGCCACUAUCACCAACUCUGAUGAUGAAGACGAGGCCGCUCCGAGUCCAGAAUCGCCUGAAGACGAAAUCUCAUCUGAGACGCCAGCUCCCAAGAAGGCGAAACAGCGACGGAAAAGAAAGCAGGUCAGGAUUGCCGAGAAUACAGAGGUUGAAGGUGACGGUGCAGGCGACAAUGAAAAGGCCGGUGAAAGCGACGGACAGCAGGAGUCAGAAGAGUCGGAUCCUGAGCUACACGAGAUCGAUCCCAGCGCCGAAUCGCUGUUCCAACUGAGUCACGAUACGAGAUAUGGAAAGAUUUCUGAACGAGGCAAAAAGAUGGCGGAAAUCGACUGGGACGAGGUCGCCCAGAAACGGAGAGACGAGGCCGAAGCGAUUGUGGCAAAUCAACCACAGGGGCUUCCCGACGCGGUGGUCCAAUCUGUCGAGGGGCCAGAUGGUGCUGCUGCUGAAACGCAAGCAGGAGAAACGGAACAGGCACCAGCUCAGCAGGCGGCCGGUGCAAAUACUGGUAAUGAAGCUUUCUUAGUGGAUGCUGAUGGCAACAUCGUGCUCGACGAAGCGACCGUACGGCACGAUGCCACAGCGCAGGCCAUGCAAGCAGCAGAGACUGGGGCAGUGGAAGAUGUGAACGAUCUCACUACACACCUCAAUCGCACCACAUGGAUCAACAACAAUCGCCGCGAUCCAAUCGAUCGAGUACCACUUUGGAAAUGGAAGAGCGAUCCAUGGACUGAAGAGGAGACGGACAGAUUCUACGAUGCCUUGGCAAUGUUUGGAAGUGACUUCUUCAUCAUCAGCAAGAUGUUUCCGGGCAAAAAUCGGCGUAUGAUCAAAGCCAAGUUCAACCGAGAGGAGAAGCAGGACUCCAAGCGUGUUGAUAACGCUCUCAUGGGCAAGUCGACGGGAAAACCGAUGGACUUGGAGCACUAUUCGCGAGAGACAGGCAGAGACAUGUCAGUGUUCAUGAGAUACGACAACCUUGAACAUGCUCAGGGAAUUAUCAACGAAUCGAUAAAGGACAAGCACGAGGCGGCGACUGCCGCUGCUCAGCAAGAAGCAGCACUGGCAGAGGAGAAAGCCCAGCGCGAGAAGGAGGAGAAGCUCGAAAAGUCGAAAGCUUCCAAGAAGUCUCGAAAACAGAGAGCAAAGGCUGGCGGUACUUUGGGAGGCGUCCCUGACGAAGACUGA
Messenger RNA from Zasmidium cellare ATCC 36951, 2043 nucleotides. RefSeq lists its product as uncharacterized. The record is from RefSeq and is a predicted model, not a curated record. Lineage: Eukaryota; Fungi; Ascomycota; Dothideomycetes; Mycosphaerellales; Mycosphaerellaceae. Bases 1 to 2043 code for a protein of 680 amino acids. Gene Ontology annotation, molecular function: TFIIIC-class transcription factor complex binding. Gene Ontology annotation, cellular component: transcription factor TFIIIB complex. Gene Ontology annotation, biological process: RNA polymerase III preinitiation complex assembly. The transcript has a single exon.